UUUCAUUAAGACGGAUAAAUGUCGGGCUCAUGUGAGCAUUCGUGCUUGAGGCUUGCCUGCACUUUGAGUCUCAUAUAAGUCUUACCUAUCCAUCACCAUUUUCUAUUUGGUGUAGGCUCUAUCCCACAGCCGCCUGUUCUACCAUACCCUUCAAAGACUAGCCUCACCUAGAGAGUGACUCCGGCAAGAAAGACCCGCAAGUCCCUCAAGAUUAGCUAUUACGCUGGGGACGUUCAUCAAGAUGAGCGCCGUGACAGACAGUCAAGCGGAGCGCGAUGUUGAGGCACCCAUCUCCCCGCCCGAAACCGAGACGAGCAAUUCGACGCCGAACACGGUGUUUUCUCCGCCAUAUAGUCCCCCACAGAAGAUUCAGCAACUUUUGAGAGACACAAGAGCUGCAGCAAGAAAGAAGUUAGAUCAGCUGACGCUGGAAGAGAAGGUCUCGCUGCUUACCGCCGCAGAUUUCUGGAGAACAAAGGCUAUACCAUCCAAGAGCAUACCGUCAGUGAAGACAUCAGAUGGGCCAAACGGUGCCCGUGGUGGUAUCUUUGUCGGCGGAACCAAGGCUGCUCUUUUCCCCUGCGGAGUCUCCCUAGCGGCAACCUGGAACAAGGACCUACUCUAUGAGGUUGGCCAACACCUUGCCGAUGAGGCGAAAGCAAGAUCUGCGAACAUUCUACUGGCGCCGACAGUCUGUAUGCAUCGGCAUCCCUUAGGCGGGCGUAACUUCGAGUCUUUCUCGGAAGACCCUCUUCUGACUGGCAAAUUGGCUGCCCAGUAUGUUCGUGGCUUGCAGGAUAAGGGCGUAGCCGCAACCAUAAAGCACUUCGUUGGCAAUGAGCAAGAGACGCACAGACUGACAAUAGAUUCUCUGAUCCAAGAACGUCCUUUGCGCGAGAUUUACCUACGACCGUUUGAGAUUGCUGUACGAGAGGCGAAUCCAUGGGCUCUUAUGUCCUCAUACAAUCUCGUCAACGGCGUACAUGCAGACAUGCACAACCUGGUACUGAGAGAUAUUCUUAGAGGCGAGUGGGGUUACGAUGGAACCGUCGUGUCUGACUGGGGCGGCACAAACUCGACCGCAGAGUCCAUUAUCGCAGGGUGCGAUGUCGAGUUCCCCUACUCUCCAAACUGGCGUUUCGAAAAGGUGAUUGAGGCCAUGAAUGAGGGUAAAGUGACCCUAGAAGACAUCAACCGCGCCGCAGAGAACGUCCUCACGCUUGUCGAGCGACUUAAAGGCGAUGACAUGUCAGCGGAACUGCCAGAGAGAGAAGACAACCGCGAGUCGACGCGCAGUCUGAUCCGCACUGCUGGGGCUGAGGGCCUGACACUUCUCAAAAACGAUGGCGCAGUUCUUCCCUUGAACCGAAAGACAACCAAAGUUGCCGUUAUUGGGCCAAACGCAAACCGAGCUAUUGCCGGUGGAGGAGGAAGUGCAAGCUUGAAUCCCUACUACAGAACACUUCCACUGGACAGUAUCCGCGCAAGUUCUGAGCAAGAAGUUACUUUCGCUCAAGGCUGCCACAUUUACAAAUGGCUCCCAGUAGCGUCGCCUUACUGUACUGAGAAGUCAGGCAAGCCCGGCGUCAACAUCGAUUGGUACUCUGGCGACAAGUUUAAAGGCGAAGUCGUUGUUGUGCAGCGACGAGUGAAUACGGAUUUGUUUCUAUGGGAUUCCGCACCCCUAGCAGAGAUUGGCCCCGAGUGGUCAGCAGUCGCGACGACUUACCUUACGCCAAAGAGUACUGGAAAGCAUACAGUCAGCUUCAUGAGCGUUGGUCCUGGCAAGUUGUAUGUGAACGGAAAGCUUGCUCUGGAUCUUUGGGACUGGACCGAGGAAGGGGAAGCCAUGUUUGAUGGGUCUGUGGACUAUCUUGUCGACGUCGAUAUGGAGGCUGGUAAGCCUGUGGAGCUAAAAGUCGAGAUGACCAACGAGCUUCGCCCGGUGGCGAAGCAGAAACAAUUUGGCAUAACGCAUAAGUACGGAGGGUGCCGUAUUGGCUUCAAAGAAGAAGACCAAGUUGAUUUCCUCCAGGAGGCCGUGGAUGCGGCUAAGGCGGCCGACGUAGCAGUUGUCAUUGUUGGUUUGGAUGCAGAGUGGGAGUCCGAGGGCUACGACAGACAGACUAUGGAUCUACCUUCCGACGGCAGUCAGGAUCGGCUCAUCGAAGCAGUGGUCAAAGCGAACCCUCGUACUGUUGUCGUCAACCAGUCCGGUACACCUGUAACUAUGCCUUGGGUCGACCAGGUUCCGGCCAUUAUUCAGGGAUGGUACCAGGGACAAGAGGCCGGCAAUGCCUUGGCCGAUGUCUUGUUCGGCAUUAAAUCCCCCAGUGGAAAGCUUCCGUCAACUUUCCCCAAGCGCAUUCAAGACACUCCCGCCUACAAUAACUGGCCUGGCGAGAACCUGAAGGUCAACUACGGCGAAGGCCUUUACAUUGGGUACCGCCACUACGAGCGUGCAAGAAUCGAGCCGCUGUUCCCCUUUGGUCACGGUCUUUCCUACACCACUUUCGAGUACGGCCGUCCAUCAAUCAGCACGAAGACCCUCACAUCUCAGGGCACAAUCGAGGUCAUCUUUGCAAUUAGCAAUGUCGGCUCGGUACCUGGCUCCGAGGCCGUGCAGAUCUAUGUGCGGGAUGACAAGUCCAGGCUACCCCGCCCGGAGAAAGAGCUUGUCGCUUUUGAGAAGGUGUUCCUAGAAGCUGGGGAAACGAAGCACCUCACCAUUCACCUCGACAAGUAUGCCGUGGGCUACUAUGACACCUCGGUCCCGGGCUGGGUCGCCGAGGAGGGCACCUUCAAGAUCCUUAUCGGCGCAUCAUCUGCUGAUAUCAAACACUCCGUCCAGUUCGAAGUCAAGGAGUCAUUCAACUGGGUCUUCUAG
Molecule: messenger RNA, 2887 nt
Organism: Colletotrichum scovillei
Lineage: Eukaryota; Fungi; Ascomycota; Sordariomycetes; Glomerellales; Glomerellaceae
Product: glycosyl hydrolase family 3 N terminal domain-containing protein
Exons: 7
Coding region: 242-2887 (881 amino acids)
Biological process (GO): glucan catabolic process
Molecular function (GO): beta-glucosidase activity
Source: RefSeq, a predicted model, not a curated record